Messenger RNA from Cydia splendana, 1905 nucleotides. RefSeq names its product glia maturation factor beta (gene GMF). Gene Ontology annotation, biological process: negative regulation of Arp2/3 complex-mediated actin nucleation; actin filament debranching. Gene Ontology annotation, molecular function: actin binding; Arp2/3 complex binding. Gene Ontology annotation, cellular component: actin cortical patch. The record is from RefSeq and is a predicted model, not a curated record. Lineage: Eukaryota; Metazoa; Arthropoda; Insecta; Lepidoptera; Tortricidae. The transcript has 4 exons. Bases 89 to 514 code for a protein of 141 amino acids.
AACUGUUGACGGCGUUGACGCGUGUCCAGCUAUUGAAGCGUCUCAAUCGAAAUUAAAUAAUUACAAUUUAUUACCGAAAUAAAUAAGCAUGUCCGGGCACAAUGUUAACGUGUGUGAUAUAGGAGACGACGUAAAGGAAAAACUGAAGAAGUUUCGCUUCUCGAAACACAAUGAAAAUUGUGCUUUAAUAUUGAAGGUAAACAGAGAAAAGCAGAUGCUGGAGGUGGACGAGGAGCUGGAGAGUGUGGAGCUAGAGGAGCUGCAAGAUAUAUUGCCGUCUCACCAGCCACGCUUCAUCGUGUACAGCUACAAGAUGGAACAUGAAGAUGGCCGCACGUCGUUUCCGAUGUGCUUCAUAUUCUACACUCCACGGGACGCACACAUGGAGCUACAGGUGAUGUACGCGGGAACCCAACGCGCGCUAGCGGCCGCCGUCGGCGCACCGCGGCUCCUCGAAGUGAGGGAGAUAGACGAACUCACCGCUGAUUGGCUGAAGGAAAAGCUUUCCAGGUAGACGUGCCGGACUACAUCACCGUGGUAUACUCUGUUAACUGGCGAUUCUUACGCGCGACCACGACAACCAUAGGUUGGAGCGAGACACAGCGAUCGGACCUUUCGUUGGUUGCCUUAGCCGAAGCCAGUCGCGCAAUGUCGUGGCCAGGCCGUUAGGGCCAUCCCACACUAGCGUUUAGGUAGUUAUACUCGUAACAUUUAUUGGUUAACCUACCAAAUACAAAACCGCCUGGAUCACUCAUUGACCUGACUUUAACCUACAUUAUUUGAUCGUGUAAUGUUUUCAUCUACCCUCAACUGGCUUAAGGAGCCAUUGGAGGGUAGAUUUUGUUUACUUUUAUUUAAAUACCUAAAGAUACAGAGUAUAGUCAACUCUAUGGCUGCUGCUCGACGCAGCGUUGGCGCAACUGCGCAGCGACGCCAUUUUCCAUAGCGCUGACUAGACGCCGACGCCCAAAAGACGCUAGUGUGGGGUGGCCCUUAUAACUUAUUUCAAAGGUAUAGGGUACAUCGACGGUUAGUUAAGAGUAACACGAAAUUAGCCGCCGCCAUACAUAUUACGGUCGCAUAUUAAAACGACAUUCGACAACAUGAAAUGAUGAACAUUCAAGUAAGAUAUAUCUAUGUCUGGUAGGGUGACUGCUAUAGUUAUUGGUAGAUGCACCGGAUAUUCGGUUACUAUCCGGUAUCCGGCCAUUAUUUUAACAUCCGGCCGGAUACCGGAUAGUAACAUUGCUUGAUUUCGGAGUAAACAAAAUUGGAAUAAGAAACAGUCACGGUCAUAAUCGUACUCGUUUAUUAUUUUAAAACAAUAAACAUUCCACUCACUUCCACGCGUACUCAUUUCGAACCUAGAAAUGAGUCCGCACGAACGUUCACUACGAAACAGGUCGAAACCUGCACAAUGCGCACCUGAUAAACCGAAAUGUAGGUAUAGUUCCGCCGGCCGAAUACUCGGCGGCCGGAUACCGAAUAUUCGGCCGAUGGUCAGGCAGAAUAUCCGGUAUCCGGCUAAACAACUAUCCGUUGCAUCUCUAGUUAUUGGCCACUCCAUAAUAAGGCAGAAAGAAACAACGCAAUAUAACUCUUAUUGUUAAGGCCUCAUUCGCACGAGCGCUUUUACAACGCACGUUAAAAAAGCGUUUGAAUGACACAUGGAUACAAACAUGUGUACCUAUUUAUUCACACGACGGCGGUGGAGCUUUUUAUCAAGCGUUGUUGGAUUUUCGACUUUAAGCCUUGGUCGUUAAAUCGAAUUUAGCGUGCGGACUAAUUCAAGCGCUUUUAUAAGGCGCGUUGAAAAAGCGCUCGUGAUGGGACCUUAAGAGUGGCUAAUUACUAUGAAGGGGCCAAUAACUACCUAUAUAGCAGUCACCCUAGGGGCUAUUCAUA